Molecule: messenger RNA, 5468 nt
Organism: Solenopsis invicta (red fire ant)
Lineage: Eukaryota; Metazoa; Arthropoda; Insecta; Hymenoptera; Formicidae
Exons: 6
Coding region: 1764-5264 (1166 amino acids)
Source: RefSeq, a predicted model, not a curated record
GUUAAUUAGAUCUUUUCUUCUUGUUUUGAUCAAUACUACCUGCUAUCAAAAUAUGUGACUUUUUUUCAACAUCCUGUAUAUAUUCAGUACUCUGAGGCUGGUAGUCAUAGUCGAUUCUUAUUUUAAAAUCACCUUAAGUAAUAUCUUAAGAUGCUAAUAUGGCUUUUUGAUUGGUUAAUAACAUCUUAAGAUUGCACUUUGAAUAAUCUUAAUAAUAAGAAUUGAUUAUGAAUACCUCAUAUUAGAAUAUGAUUUGUCAAUUCUUAAAGGCUCUCUACAAAUAUUGCACAGUAGUAUUUUUUUUACAAGGGUACCGUUUGUUGAUUCAAAAUAACCACCAUAAAAGUGUUAUGUGAAACAAAAUAUUUGUACAUUAGACAUAUCUUCAACUUAUAUAUAAGUUUUUAUAAAAUAAUUCGUAAAACUAUUUAUAAGUACAAAUCGCAAAGGAAAAUGUAUUUUACGCGUAAUCGCACGAAAUAGUAGGUAUCACUUUACAUUUAUGUAAAGUAACAUAUAAAUAUUUUAAUAAAUCUAUAACCCUAAAUACAGAUAAUGAUAUGAACAUCAAAAUAGUUUUCGUACCUUACAACUUUUAUUAUCUUAAUAAAUUUCCGCAAUAACGUAUGUAGUAACUACAAGGAGAAAUAACUAGCUAGAUCAACGGUUUAAAGUAUGUAUGUAACAUCAGCGCUUAAGCUUAUUUUUUGUUAUUUACAAUUCACGUGAUUUUUUUCAGUAGGGUAAGCCACUUUUAGAGAAUAAUAAGAACGAUUCUUGAACAUAUUCAGUUUUGGAUUUGAUACCAAAACUUCCUUUCCGAGAAAAAUUUCACUCGAAAUAGUGCAUUGAGCAUAUACUAUAUUAUAAAGUAUACUAUAUUAUAUUUAGUCAAAUUUUCCUCGGAGAGGAUAUUCUGAAAUGUAACUUAGGUCAUUAGGCAAGAGUUUCAUAUAAGAUAAAUUUUUGUUUAUUGAAAUGUUCAUAUAAAAAGCAGUGCGAAGACAUGACUACGUUUACACAUCGCCAUUAAUAGAGUUUAGUAACAUCCAUGGUUAUGAAAUUGGCCAAUCACAGACAUUCCAUUCUUCAGAGGUAUACUUAAUAUUGGUCAAAGUGAUCCUGGUCACUUUUUUGGCUUGAACUUGUCCUGUAAUUGGCCUGUUGCUUUCUAUCUAACGGCAAAUUUUUCUGCGUUUCAUGAACGGUAGUCAUUAAAAAAACACCGCGUUUGAAAAAAUACCGCGCGCGGGAUACCACUGAACGGAAUUAGUACUUCAAUUGUUUUUGUCCAUGGGAGCCUAAUGCCUGGCUAACGACUAACGUAAAGCUUCAUUGAAUAAUUUUAUUAUAUUCGUACAUUUUGACUGGUCUACAAGUGAAAAAUGUCACAGUAUACAUUAUUAUUAUGUCAUCAUAAUAAAUAUUAUGUGUCAAGCAAUACAAGAGAGCUAUACGUUAAAUGUGUUGUUGACGAGAAUCGCAAAGAAAAAUGUAUUUUACGUGUAAUCGCACGAAAUAGUAAGUAUCACUUUAUAUUUAUGUAAAGUAAUAUAAAUAUUUUAACAAAUCUAUAAUCCUAAAUACAAAUAAUGAUAAGAACAUCAAAAUAGUUUUUGUACCUUACAACUUUUUUUAUCUUAAUAAAUUCAGGCAAUAAUUCCGGUGUUAACUUGUGAUUUUCGAAAUAAUUAAACCUGAAAAUUUAUUUUACAGAAAAUAAAUAUCAACUUAUAAAAAUUGCUAAAAAUUUAAACACAAAUAUGCCAAGAAUUGCUUUACAAAAUAUAAAAUUAGUGACUGAUGCUAAAAGUAUCAUUAAAGAAGUACAGCAUGUCAGUAGUGUUAAUAAGCAUAUCACUAGUUCGAUUAACUGCAUAGACUUUGAGAAGAAUACAAUAUCUUUUGAUAAAAGAUCUGAUCGCAAUACAGUAAACGAUGGUGAGAGUAACAUUAGUAAUCCUGUGAUACGUACUGACUCUGAUAAGAUAGCAUUUAUCAAUAAUUGUGAUAAUAAAGAUAAUAGAGAAAAGACUGGAAAUCUGAACGUAACAUUUUCUUUUGAUAGGAGCAAUAAUUUAGAAAGGGUUGAUGAUAUUAAUGCCACAAAUUCCAUGAAUGGAAACAUUUCUGAUAAUACAUCUUCCUACAACAAUGGUAAUCAUAUCAUGAUGGACAAUGAGAAAAAUUCUAGCAUUGAUUUUAUAGCUAAUGUUGAACCAAAUAGUAGUGAAGUGAGAGAUGUUAACUAUUCCAUGAACGUUAAUGAUAACAUAUGCAAUACAGUAAACGAUGGUGAGAGUAACAUUAGUAAUCCUGUGAUACGUACUGACUCUGAUAAGAUAGCGUUUAUCAAUAAUUGCGAUAAUAAAGAUAAUAGAGAAAAGACAGGAAAUCUGAACGUAACAUUUUCCUUUGAUAAGGGCAAUAAUUUAGAAAGGGUUGAUGAUAUUAAUGCCACAAAUUCCAUGAAUGGAAACACUUCUGAUAAUACAUCUUCCUACAACAAUGGUAAUCAUAUCAUGAUGGACAAUGAGAAAAAUUCUAGCAUUGAUUUUGUAGCUAAUGUUGAACCAAAUAGUUGUGAAGUGAGAGAUGUUAACUAUUCCAUGAACGUUAAUGAUAACAUAUGCAAUGGCAAUGAUCUUAGUAUACUAGAUAAUAUUAUCGAUAUCAACAAUUCUACGAAUAUCAAUUUUGAUGAUGUAUUGUCUUAUGGGAAUGACAAAGGCUGUAAAUUUUUAGACGAUAAUAAUAUCAAUGCUAUAAAUAGUCAUAAUUCUGAUAACAAUGAAUUAUUUGUUAACCUCAAUGGCAGUGGCAAUAAUUCUGAGACAGGUAUUGUUAUCAACGGUGACCUUAUAUUUCCCUUUGACAUUAACUCUAAUAUAUUGGAUGAUGAUAAUGCUACUGCCAAAACUUCUGCGAGUUCCAGUAAUAAUGUUGAUAUGAUCCUCCCUUGUAAUGACACAAGUGAUAAUAUUGCUUCUGCAACAAAUAUAACAAAUAUUUCUGAAUAUCUACCUUCAACAUCAGAAACUACAGUUGAAACAGAAAUUGUAGAAUGUGAAAGAAAUCAUGUUUCUACAAAUAAUGAUAAAAAUUCUUCAGUGUCCCUGAUAGACAUUUCUUCUGUAAAUGCAUUUGGUUGUAGAGAAGAAAAUUUAAGUAUUCCAUUUUCUCAACCUAAAGGACUUCAAAAAAAGAAUUUUUGCUACUACUGCAAAAAGUUUCAAAGUAAAAUUGCACGCCAUUUAGAAAAUGUACAUAAACUGGAACCUGAAGUGCAGAAAUUCAUAUUAUUGCCAAAAGGCAAUUUAGAAAGAAAAAAAAUUAUAGAAACUAUUAGAAAGAAAGGAAAUUUCAUACACAAUACGGAUCCUUCUUUAAACACGGGUACGUUAGUUGUUUGCCGAAGGCCUGCUGAGAAGAGUGGAAAAAGUAUAAAAGACUAUACGUGUUGUGCAAAAUGUAAAGGAUGGCACGUUAAAAAUAAUAUUAGACACCAUUUUAAAGAAUGUGCACAUGUACCCAAAGGCAGAAAUGUUCAAAUUUUGGGACGUGCGGUGAUGGGAAGGAUUCAUGAAUGUGCAAGUGAAACAGUAAGAAAGUUUUUAUUUCCAGUUUUAAGGGAAGAUGAUGUUACACGAUGUAUCAGAUAUGAUAAAUUAUUAAUAACAUAUGCAAAUAAGCUAUGUAUCAAGUACACUCAUCAACAUCAACAAGAUAUGAUACGUGCUAGGCUUCGAUUAUUAGGACGGUUUCUUAUCGCAAUAAAAGAAUAUAACUCUAUAGUAACAGAAUUUUCUGACAUAUACAAUCCUGCGGUAUACGAUGAUUGUCUUAAAGCAGUAAAUAAAGUAGCUGAUUUUAAUUGUAUUACUAAAAAAUUCGGUGCCCCAUCAGUUGCGUCAAAUAUUGGAACAUAUUUAAAACACAUCGGUAAUUUAUUAAUAACAGAGAACAUAAAAACAAAUGACAAAGAAAAGCAAGAAAAAACUGAAAAUUUUUUAAAAAUAUUGCAAGAAGAUUAUGGAACAUCUAUUAACAAAAUAGUAGAAGAAAAUAUAACGCAACAUAAAAGACAGAAGAAAGUUACACUACCAUCUAUGGAGGAUAUAAAGAAGUUACAUUCAUAUUUAUCGAAUCAAAGAAGAUUAUUAUAUACAAAGCUUCAAAAGAAAUUCACGUUCCACAUAUGGCAGGAUUUUGCAAAAGUUACACUUACAUCCACACAAGUUUUCAAUAGGAGAAGAGCUGGAGAAAUUGAACGUGUUACCAUAGAAGACUUUAAUACUCGCGAAGGCAUAACAAAAAAAAAUUGUUCAGAUUUAUAUAAAACAUUAAAAACAAAUUUAAAACAGAUUGCUGAUAAAUAUGUGAGGUUCUUAAUUCGUGGCAAAUUGGGGCGCACAGUGCCUGUGAUUUUAGACAUGGAAAUAGUUCAGUGCAUUGAACUAAUUUUAAAAUAUCGAAAGGAUGCAAACGUUCCUCAAAAUAAUCCUUACGUAUUUGGAAUACCUAAUUAUAGCAAUAAGCGCAAUUUCAAAUAUUUAAGAGCAUGUGUUCUUAUGCGGAAUUUCUCUAAAAAGUGCGAUGCACAGAUGCCACAUGCAUUAAGAGGUACUGAAUUGCGAAAACACAUUGCUACGACAUGUAUUACGUUGAAUUUAUCUGAAAAUGAAGUAGAUGAUUUGGCAAACUUUAUGGGGCAUCACGAAAAAAUUCACAAACGCCACUAUCGACAGUCUAUACCAGCGGUAGAAAUUAUUAGAAUGACCAAAUUUCUGGAAGCAGCAUUAGGUGAAGAUGCACAACAGUCCAAUGCUAAUGAUCCAGAAGAGACAGUAAAAGAUUCCUCGAGUGAAAGAGAAGAAAGCGAUUCUGAAAAGAGUGAGAUAAAUGAAUCCUUGUCAGUGCAGUCUGAAAGCAAAUUUUUUGAAACUAACAUAACAAAAAGGCGAACGCAACAAAAGUCUGCCAUUUUGAAUAAUGAUUAUAAUUCCGAUGAAAUUUAUAUUCCUAAGAUGAAAAAACGUCGUAGUACAUCUCCAUUUGGCAUAACAAAAAGAAGACAUUGGACAGAAGAAGAACGUAAUACAAUAUUCAAAGAAUUUGCAAAAGAAAUUGCUAUUUCUCAAUUGCCAUCUGCUAAGAAAAUUGUCCAAGUAAAAGAUAGAAAUAAGUGUUUGGUUAAUCGAUCUGUUGCUCAAAUUAAAACAUGGAUACAUAACUAUAUAACUGGCAAAAUUAAACGUAUUUAAUUUUGCCAGUUUUUUAUUGCCAGUGAUAGUUAUAUGCUUGCCAGUUGUGCAGGUGACUCAGUACAACUACGCGUUCUUGUAAAGACGUGUUCUUAGUUGAAUUUUGAGACGAUUUUUCCUCUACGAAAUUUUUGUCCGAUGCUUACUUUUUGAAUGAUAACAGGGUAUAGUUAGCGAACCUCUGCUUACUUCUUGCUCACGGUC